Podospora anserina S mat+ is the source of this 1803-nucleotide messenger RNA. RefSeq lists its product as uncharacterized. The coding region runs from base 1 to 1803 and encodes 600 amino acids. The transcript has 3 exons. Lineage: Eukaryota; Fungi; Ascomycota; Sordariomycetes; Sordariales; Podosporaceae. The record is from RefSeq and is a predicted model, not a curated record. Gene Ontology annotation, molecular function: flavin adenine dinucleotide binding; oxidoreductase activity, acting on CH-OH group of donors.
AUGGCUACCUCAACCGACGCCCAGGAGUUCUCCUCCAUCAAGUUCGACUACCUCAUCAUCGGCGGCGGCACAGCUGGUCUCGCCGUCGCCUCCCGCCUAGCCGAAAUCCCCUCCCUCACCAUCGGCGUCCUCGAAGCAGGGAAAAGCGGUUAUGGCGACGACAACAUUGACAUCCCAGCCUACUCUGGCCGAGCACUGGGAGGACCCUACGACUGGCACUUCCAGACCACGCCCCAGCCCGGUCUCGGCGGACGAACUCUCCCAUGGAACCGGGGGAAGGUCCUAGGCGGAUCAAGUGCGCUGAAUUAUAUGACUUGGAAUCGUGGAAGCAAGGAGGAUUAUAAUGCCUGGGAGGAGCUGGGGAAUGAUGGUUGGGGGUGGGAUUCUCUCCUGUCAGAACGAUUCCAUCCGCCUCCGCCGAGCUUUAAGGACAACCACCAGGCCUCGUACAACGAGCCAAACAGCUUCCUGGGGGAAGAUGGGCCCAUCAAUGUCUCAUACACUCGAGACUUCUCGCCUUCACAUGCUCUGUGGCAUGCAACCUUCAACGAGGUGGGGGUCGAGUCAAAUCCAUCUCACCUGGACGGAUCAAAUGUGGGUGUGUGGACUACCAUUGUGGCCGUCAACCCAGAGACUGCCACAAGAUCAUAUGCGACUCAUUACUGCUUGACGCCGCCUGCGAAUCUGCAUAUCCUUACUGAGGCUCUCGUUGAGCAAGUCGUUCUGGAUAAGAAGGACGGGGAAUGGGCUGCUACUGGCGUGCGGUUCAGUCAAUACGGAAAGCAAUAUGUCGCCUCAGCUGCUCGAGAGGUCAUCCUGUCAGCAGGCAGCGUCCAGUCACCACAGCUUUUGGAGUUGUCCGGUGUUGGCCGGGCUGAUGUUCUGGGUGCUGCGGGAAUUCCGUUAAAAGUUGAGAGUCCAAACGUGGGUGAAAACCUGCAGGAGCAUAUCAUAGACCCCAAGCUCCCCCACCCAGACGACCUGUUCAUCGAAGAAGUCGCCGCCACCGCCUACGAGCAAUACCAAAGAGAAAAGUCCGGUCGUUUGACCGUCCUCCCCUGCUCGAUGGCAUAUCUUCCCGUUUCCAAGCUGGCACCCGAAGAAGAUGUGGCUUCGCUCUCGUCCAGGUCCCAACAGCUGGAACGUUUUGGCGCCGAGCAAACGUCCAUCCUCUCUAGCAGGUUCGACACCGACAAACAGCUCGGCCAAGUCGAAUUCGUCUUUGAUCUCGGCAACUGGAACCCGUCGUUUGCGCCUAAGGAAGAGGGCAAGAGAUACUGCUCCAUGCUGUUGGUGCUGCAGUAUCCCUACUCGAGAGGGUCCAUCCAUAUCGAUCCUAAAGAUGGACCAACCGCUGAUGGGGUACCGGCCACCGCGCACCAACAGCCGGUGAUAGAUCCGCAGUAUUAUGUUGGUCCUCAUGGGGAGCUCGACCUUGAGAUUAUGCUGCAUGGUGCCAAGUUUGCGCAGAAGAUUUGCUCGACUAAGCCAUUGAAGAAUGUCAUCCCCGGUCCUGCUUCUCCUUCGUCGGCAGUGGUCUCUAAUGAAGACCUGAGAGGAUGGAUCGUUGAGAAUACCAUCACAGACUGGCAUCCGAUAGGGACCUGUGCGAUGGGCGGUCGUGCUGGGCAGGCAGGCGGUGUGGUUGAUGAACGGCUCAGGGUGCACGGCGUGAAGGAGUUGAGAGUGAUCGAUGCAAGCGUGAUGCCGCUGCAUAUCAGCGCGCAUUUGCAGGCUACCGUUUAUGCUAUUGGUGAGAAGGGAGCCGACAUGAUUUUGGAAGAUGCUGGACUUCGAAGUUAG